AUGCUUCAAGAAUCUUAUAGAAUAUAUAAGAAUAAAGGCCUUGUGGAUUUUGGUGAAGAUUGUAAGGUAAGUGAUCUAAAUAAAAAUCAAGUUGUCUAGUUUUCAUGUUUCAGAAUCUUGAAGUCAAAUAUUUUCAACCAGUUACUGUCUUCACUUCAAGAGGAUCUGUAGUUGGUACAGAGUUAGCAAAAUUUGUGUUUACAUGUACAAUUCUUUUGGCACAAGUAGGUGCUAUUGUACAUGGAUUUGUCUCUGAUGGAGCUCAAAAAAACAGAAAAGUUGUGGACUGA
Messenger RNA from Cinara cedri, 290 nucleotides. The record is from the annotation of a GenBank genome assembly. NCBI's taxonomy places the organism in Eukaryota, Metazoa, Arthropoda, Insecta, Hemiptera, Aphididae.